This is a messenger RNA of Cervus elaphus (red deer), 7286 nucleotides long. It is a transcript of the gene TRIOBP, whose product is annotated as TRIO and F-actin binding protein. Lineage: Eukaryota; Metazoa; Chordata; Mammalia; Artiodactyla; Cervidae. Gene Ontology annotation, biological process: positive regulation of substrate adhesion-dependent cell spreading; actin filament organization. The record is from RefSeq and is a predicted model, not a curated record. Gene Ontology annotation, molecular function: actin filament binding. The transcript has 24 exons. Gene Ontology annotation, cellular component: actin cytoskeleton.
UUCAUUGUUAAAAUAGAGAGGCUGUGACCCUUGGCACCCCACCCCAGCACCCACUGUGUGUGGAAACCCGAGCCGAGGUCUGAUGGUCAAGGAGCCGGAAAUCUUCUCCCUGGUUGUCCCAGGGGAGGAUGCGAAAUCCCCCAGGUCUCCGUUGAGAUUGGCAACUAAGGCCAGAUCCCCUGGGACACUUUGGAGGAAACUUGACAGGCCCCACCAUCGGACUGAAGGAGCUGCCUUGGCCUGACUUGACUGAUAUGGAGGGGGUGGCUGGAAAUGCCUCCUGCGAACACUUUGAAGCUGAUGUGCUGGCCCAGAGCUGCUGUCAGGACUGCUGCUACCCUGAGGAGGCCCACAGCGCAAGGCACCAGGAGCCUGGAAGGCCUGCGAGCGCUGAGGUGCCCUACUGCGACCUGCCCCGCUGCCGGCCUGCCCUUGAGGACCCGCUCAGCACCCUGACCUCCAGCUGCCAGUCUGUGGUGGGUCCGGGCCGUGGGCCAGAGCCUGAGAGGGGCCCACCAGCAGGGCUUCUGGCAGAGGGCUUCACAGCUGCCUCCAGGAGCCGGGAACCUGAGGCAGCUCCCUACCUGGAGGGCCUGGCCUCCUCCCCGUGUGGCAGCUUCAACGAGAGCCCUGACUCUGGCCCCAGCGCCAGCCCUGACUGCGAAGCCCCUGAUGAUACCAGCGACUCAUCAUUGGUGGACUGGGACACUGUUGAGAGACGGGAGGAGGCCCCCAGUGGGGACAACUUCACCGUGAUGAUCCCACGGAAGUCGCAGGAGGUGCCAAGGGCUGACAGUGCCCGCAAGGCUCCUCCUCUCCUCACCCAGUCCCCUGUGGGAGGGGGAGACACUACAGGCCAGAAAAAGGAGGGCUCCGGAGGUGGGAACCGAAGCGCCGGACAGCACUGGGCCAAGCUCCGGGGAGAAAGCGGGUACUUCUCCUUGGAGCGGUCCGGGUCCGUGCCGACCCCGGCCUCCCCCGCGACACCACAGAGCGGUCCUCAAAGUGCCACCUCCCAGGCUUCCUCUGUCCAUCGCUCUGCCCCAAGAAACGCUGUCCAGGCUGCUUCCCCACGACGCGGGACCUCCCGAGCCUCCUCUCCCCCCCGAAUCACCCAACGGGACAAUGCUGGAACCUCAUCUACUCAACAGGAUGCCCCCAAGACCUCUUCCACACAGCGGAACACCCCCAGAGCAACUUCUCCUUCAAGAGUUGCCCCACGAGACAGCCCCAGAACCUCGUCCACCCAACAGGAUGCCCCAAAGACCUCUUCCACACAGCGGGACACCCCCAGAGCAACCUCCCCCUCUAGAGCUGCCCCACGAGACAACCUCAGAACCUCGUCCGCCCAACAGGAUGCCUCCAAGACUUCUUCCACACAGCGGGACACCCCCAGAGCAACCUCUCCUUCAAGAGUUGUCCCACGAGACAGCCCCAGAACCUCAUCCACCCAACAGGAUGCCCCCAAGACCUCUUCCACACAGCGGGACGCCCCCAGAACAACCUCCCCCUCAAGAGCUGCCCCACGAGACAACCUCAGAACCUCGUCCGCCCAACAGGAUGCCUCCAAGACCUCUUCCACACAGCGGAACAUCCCCAGAGCAACCUCCCCCUCAAGAGCUGCCCCACGAGACAAACUCAGAACCUCGUCUGCCCAACAGGACGCCUCCAAGACUUCUUCCACACAGCGGGACACCCCCAGAGCAACCUCUCCUUCAAGAGUUGUCCCACGAGAUAGCCCCAGAACCUCAUCCACCCAACGAAAUAAUCCUCGGGUUUCCUCUCCCCCCAGAGCCCCCCAACAAGACACCUCCAGAGCCUCUUACACCCAAGAGGACAACCCUCAAGCUCCUGUUCCGACUUGUACUCCCCAGCGGGGUAACCCCAGACCUUGUGUUCCACAGAACGCACCUAGAAGCUCUUCUGCCCAAAGGGACAACCCUAAAACCUCUUGUACCCAACGGGACAAUCCCAAAUCCUCUUCCUCACGGCGGGAAAACCCCGGAAGCACCUGUCAGGGCUGCACCCAACAAGACAAUCCCAGAGCAUCCUCUCCCCAUCGCUCCUCUCAGUGGAACAAUCCCUGGAACACCUCUCCCCACCGUACUAACAAAGACAUCCCAUGGGCCUCCUUUCCCCUCCGGCCAACGCAGAGCGAUGGCCCCCGAACCUCCUCCCCAUCUCGCUCCAAGCAAAGUGAGGUUCCCUGGGCAUCCAUUGCCCUCCGGCCAACCCAGAGCGACCGGCCUCGGACCUCAUCUCCUGCUAGACCAGCUCAGCGGGACUCACACCAGUCCUCUGGACCCACCCAGCACAACUCACCAUUCCGGGCCACUGCCACCUCCCAUAACCCAGGCCACCAUGGUGCCUCCAGGACAUCCUCGCCUCUGCACCCCACUCCCCAUGGUGCACCCCAGACCUUUUCUGAGCCCCCCCAGCCUCCGUGUGCUGUAUGCAUUGGGCACCGGGACGCCCCUAGGGCCUCCUCGCCUCCUCGUUAUUUACAGCAUGACCCUUUCCCCUUCUUCCCAGACCUCCAUGCAUCUGAGAGUGAAUCGCCCCACCAUGAUCCCCCCUAUAUGCCCCCAGCUGUAUGCAUUGGACACCGGGAUGCCCCCCGGGCUUCCUCACCUCCCCGCCACACCCAGUUUGACCCCUUCCCCUUCCUCCCGGACACAUUGGAUGCUGAGAACCAGUCCCCCCAGCAUGACCCUCCUCAGUUCCCCCCACCUGUGUGCAUCGGGUACCGCGAUGCACCCCGGGCCUCCUCCCCGCCCCGCCACGCCCCCGAGCCCUCCCUCUUGUUCCCGGAUCUCCCCAGAGCCAGCACAGAGAGCCUGGUCCCCUCCAUGGACUCUUUGCAUGAGCCUCCUGCCAUCCCCACACCAGUAUGCAUUGGGCACCGCGAUGCACCCUCCUUCUCGUCCCCUCCACGCCAGCCCCCCGAGCCCUCCCUCUUCUUCCAGGACCCCCCUGGGACGAGUAUGGAGAGCCUGGCCCCCUCCACUGACUCUCUGCGUGGCUCCCCAGUGCUGCCCCCUCAGGUGUGCAUCGGGCACCGGGAUGCCCCUCGCGCCUCCUCCCCACCCCGCCACCCGCCCAGUGACCUAGCACUCCUGGCACCCUCACCUCCUCCGGGCAGCUCGGAGGGCUCCUGGGGCUCGGCACCCCCAGGGGAGAUCAGGCACAACUUGGAGAGGGAGGAGUACACCGUGCUGGCCGAUCUGCCCCCCGCCAGGAGGCUGGCGCAGAGGGAGCCCGGGCCCCAGGGCAGCAACAGGGGCCGUACCCGCAGCCCUGGCCGCGCAGAGGUGGAGCGCCUCUUCGGGCAAGAGCGCAGGAAGUCCGAGGCACCGGGGGCCUUCCAGGCCCGGGACGAGGGGCGGUCGCAGCGGCCCAGCCAAGGUCAGAGCCAACUUCUCCGAAGACAGUCCAGCCCUGCCCUCAGCAGGGAGGUAACCAAGCCCCCCACGAAGCAGGCGGAACCAGCCCGACGUAGCUGCACAGAAGCCCCUCAUCCCAGGAGCCCGGAGAGGCGGUCUGAGGGGGACCGGUGGCUCCAGGGGUCCUCGCCGCCCCCGAGAACGUCAGCCAGAACUCCUGAGAGGGAACAGCGGACACAGAGACCUCUGGAACGUGGCCAGGCGGGCCCAAGACAGCCCCUGGGAGGGUGGCGGAGUCAGGAGGAGCCACCAGGAUCCCGGACCCCGCACAGACGCCUGGAGAGAGGCUGGUGCAGCCAGGAGGAGGGCCCAGGCCUGGGAGGCUGGCAAGGACCUGGGGAGUCCAGCCGGGGAGCUGCCAGAGCCCCAGAGGGAAUGUGGAGGGGCCCUCCCAGGGAGUCUGAGGAGAGCUGGAGCCUGCUGGGUGGCCUCUCUGGCCACAGGUGGCAGUCAGAGACCUUGGAGGAGCCCCGGCACAGGUCAGCUCAGAGGGGCUGGGGCAGCCUUCAGGAGCUGUCCAGUCCUCGCCAGCCUGUGAGCCCCCCAGAGAACUCCAGGGCAGGCCCAAGGGAGUUCUCGAAAUCCCAGAGGCCUGAGACAUCACCAGACGUGGGCAGGGGCGCUGAGGGAGCCUGCCCACACUUGCACGGCCCCGAGAGGCGACCUGAGCUUGACUGGAGGGACCUGGUGAGCCUUCUCGGGGUACCCAGGGAGGGGACAUGGACCCGCUCGGAGCAGGUCACCUGCUCACCUCCCGUGAGCUCCCCGACACUCACCUCCCGUCUUCCGAGACUGGACUGGGAGGGCCUCCUGGAGCUACUGCAGGCCCAGUUGCUCCAAAAGGACCCAGCAAGACACUGGGUUGGCCCUGGCCAGGCUUUCCCAGGCACCAAGGGUACCCUGGAGCUGGAGCAAGACCGACAAAGCCAGCCUGAAGGAGGGGCAGGGGCUGCCCUAGUCAAUGGAUACGACCCCGGGCAGUGGCCCCAGAGCUCCGCCCAGCCGUCCAGCCCCGCCAGCAUCUCCACCCAGUGGCCAAAGACCAAAGUGUCAAGCGGACCAGAAUCCUCAGCUACGACUGGUCUGGAGGAGGGCCAUUUGGGGAGCAGGAGCCCUGCAGAGGGCCCCAGCUCGCCACAGCGGGAGUCAAAGGAGCCUGAGGAAUCAGAACGAAGCAGAGGCCAAGACUCAGUGACUGAUCAGAAGCAGGCCGACUCGGCAGACAAGAGGCCAGCGGAGGGCAAGGCUGGGAGCCCACUCAAGGGCCGACUGGUGACCUCAUGGCGGAUGCCCGGGGACCGUCCCACGCUGUUCAAUCCGUUCCUGCUGUCUCUGGGGGUCCUCAGGUGGCAAAGGCCCGAUCUGCUAAACUUCAAGAAGGGAUGGAUGUCUAUCUUGGACGAGCCUGGAGAACGCCCCUGACCCUUACUCACCGCCAUCUCUCCUUUGCAGUGGAAGAAGCACUGGUUUGUGCUGACUGACUCAAGCCUCAAGUACUACCGGGAUUCCACUGCUGAGGAGGCGGAUGAGCUGGACGGUGAGAUUGACCUGCGCUCCUGCAUGGACGUCACUGAGUACGCAGUGCAGCGGAACUAUGGCUUCCAGAUCCACACCAAAGAUGCUAUCUAUACCUUGUCGGCCAUGACCUCGGGCAUCCGAAGGAACUGGAUCGAGGCUCUGAGGAAGACUGUGCGUCCCACCUCAGCCCCAGAUGUCACCAAGCUCUCGGACUGCAACAAGGAGAACACGCUACAUGGCUACAGCACCCCGAAGGGCUCCCUGAAGGCGGGGGAGCAGCGGGUGGGCUCUGAGGUCAUCAGCCGGGGCGGCCCCCGGAAGGCAGAUGGGCAGCGGCAGUCGCUGGACUACGUGGAGCUCUCCCCGCUGACUCAGGGCUCCCCACAGCGGGCCCGCACCCCGGCCCGCACCCUCGACCGCCCGGCCAAGCAGGAGGAGCUGGAGCGGGACCUGGCCCAACGCUCCGAGGAGCGACGCAAGUGGUUCGAGGCCACGGAUACCCGGGCCGCAGAGACACCGGCAGGCGAGGGUCCGCGCCGGGUCCUGGGUGCCCCGCUGACUGAGGACCAGCAGAGCCGGCUCAGCGAGGAGAUCGAGAAGAAGUGGCAGGAGCUGGAGAAGCUGCCCCUUCGGGAGAACAAGCGGGUGCCUCUCACCGCCCUGCUCAAUCAAGGCCGCGGGGAGCGCCGGGGGGCCCCGAGCGACAGCCACGAGGCGCUGGAGAAGGAGGUCCAGUCCCUUCGUGCCCAGCUGGAGGCAUGGCGUCUCCAAGGGGAGGCUCCUCAAGGUGCACCCAAGUCCCAGGAGGACGGCCACAUACCCCCCGGCUACAUCUCACAGGAGGCAUGCGAGCGCAGCCUGGCAGAGAUGGAGUCUUCGCACCAGCAGGUGAUGCAGGAGCUACAGCGGCACCACGAGCGGGAGCUACAGCGGCUGCAACAGGAGAAGGAGUGGCUCCUGGCUGAGGAGACGGCGGCCACGGCCUCGGCCAUUGAAGCCAUGAAGAAAGCCUACCAGGAGGAGCUGAGCCGGGAGCUGAACAAGACACGGACUCUCCAGCAGGGUCCAGACGGCCUCCGGAAGCAGCACCAGUCAGACGUAGAGGCGCUGAAGCGGGAGCUGCAGGUGCUAUCAGAGCAGUACUCACAGAAGUGCCUGGAGAUCGGGGCCCUGACGCGGCAGGCCGAGGAGCGCGAGCACACGCUGAGGCGCUGCCAGCAGGAGGGCCAGGAGCUGCUGCGCCACAACCAGGAGCUGCACACCCGCCUGUCCGAGGAGAUUGACCGGCUGCGCAGUUUCAUCGCCUCUCAGGGGACGGGCAACGGCUGCGGUCGCAGCAGCGAGCGGAGCUCCUGUGAGCUGGAGGUGCUGCUGCGAGUGAAGGAGAACGAGUUGCAAUAUCUGAAGAAGGAGGUGCAGUGCCUCCGAGAUGAGCUCCAGAUGAUGCAGAAGGACAAGCGCUUCACCUCGGGAAAGUACCAGGAUGUGUACGUGGAGCUGAACCACAUCAAGACGCGGUCAGAGCGGGAGAUUGAGCAGCUGAAAGAGCACCUGCGCCUCGCCAUGGCUGCCCUGCAGGAGAAGGAGGCUGUGCGCAACAGCCUGGCCGAGUAGAGGUCCUUGUGGUCCAGCCCACUGCAGACCCCCCAGUCCAAGGAGACCAAUCGCCUUCCUUCCCUGCUGGACGGACGUCAGAAGCCAAGCUUUCUCCCCACCCUCUGUGGGCUCACACCCACGUGCAUUCACACCCACCACACACAUGCACACACACACACACAUACACAGCAACACACACACAUACACAUGUACACUCUCUGCGUAUCUGAGCGCGCCCCUAGCACUGGGUCUUACCUUGCACCUUCUUCAGGAUUUUAUAUGUGAAGAGAUUUUUAUAUAGAUUUUUUUUUCCUUUUUUUUCCCCAAAAACACUUUAUACUUUUUAAAAAGCAAUUCCUAGUGGCACGUGCCUCAAGCACCAGCCCCCACUCUGUCUCCAGCCACUGCUUGGGCUUCUGGGCCCGUCUCCCUGUCCGGGGUCUAGUGGAGGCCCAGCAGUAGCUGUGGCAGGGUGGACUCGGUGGGAGAGGCAGGGAGCCGGCCACCCUCUUCCUACCCUACCUCCCGCUAACUACUCCCUGCCCUGGGGGGACUCACUCCCUGGGACUCUGGACAGAGGGACAGAUGGACAGAGGGAGCCGGUAGCUGUCCCCACAGCCCCGCCCCCUCCACUGAGGGGGUGCUGGGCAUGGAUCUGUGGGAGCCGCACCGUGCAGGUAUUUCUCUCCUGCUCCAUGAGCCUUCUUAACUUAAUAAAAUGUUCUGGCA